Messenger RNA from Sparassis crispa, 363 nucleotides. RefSeq lists its product as hypothetical. The transcript is spliced from 2 exons. The record is from RefSeq and is a predicted model, not a curated record. NCBI's taxonomy places the organism in Eukaryota, Fungi, Basidiomycota, Agaricomycetes, Polyporales, Sparassidaceae. Bases 1 to 363 code for a protein of 120 amino acids.
AUGAGGAAGACAGGCCUUUGCUUGGCGCUUUUUGUUCUUAUCGAGCCAGUCGAGUCUGGGCAGCAUACAUCAAGCACUACUGAGAAGUUCACGAACGAGCUCAUAGAGGACAUGGCUAGCGAGGACAUAGAUGUAUUCACCUCCCAGCUGCGUGAGACCAUGCAGGACCUCGCCGAGGCAGCUGGACGACGACUGGAAGAAGACCGCUCCGUCAGUAUCUGUCAUCCUGUGUUAUCCGAAGGACGACAGCGGGAGGACUCUCCGCGACCUCGAAGUCCUGUCUUGCAUUCACUCCCUCACCUCGCCACAGUCCGUGAACGUUUACUUCUAUUUCCACCCCCGCACCCGUUUGGAUUCCGUUGA